This is a messenger RNA of Trematomus bernacchii (emerald rockcod), 4037 nucleotides long. RefSeq names its product cyclin-dependent kinase 12-like. NCBI's taxonomy places the organism in Eukaryota, Metazoa, Chordata, Actinopteri, Perciformes, Nototheniidae. The transcript is spliced from 6 exons. The record is from RefSeq and is a predicted model, not a curated record. Bases 1304 to 3742 code for a protein of 812 amino acids.
UCAAUCUUUUUGACUCUGGAGAACAACAAAAGAUCUUGAUAAAAUAAAUCAGUUGGACUGUCAUGGACUUCCGUUUUUGACCACAAAAGACAUUUGAGAAUAACCUCUGAGAAAAUUAACAUAAAAAAGCAACACAGUCAAUGACAUUAACACACCACAAGUUAACUGAAAAUGCUUGUUUGAACUUUGUCCAUCUUUGUCUGUUCUUAUACCCUUAGCACAAUGUCAUGCAAAAGAAAAACACUCUGUGAAAUUGUUUAUUGAUUUUUGAAAAUGCUGCAUUCUUGAUUUUUGUAUCAAUUUUUGUUUUAAUACAUUGUAAUUUUUGUUAAUUCUUGUCCUAUUGAAAUGGCACCGUAAAACAGUGUUUAGUCUUCAGAGGGAUUUGGCCGAGUCACGACUACAUAAUAUGCUCUACUCUUAAGCUUCAAUGUUGUUGAAGAUGAGAUGUUUCCUUUAUGUGUUCAUAUGCAGAACAUGAUCCUGUAUAUAUUUGUAUAGCAAAACAUUAAACACAGUGAUUAUAAGUAAAUGGCUACGAGAUGUUUAAUUGCACUAUAUUGUGAAGAAGAAGCAGGUUAAUCACAAAUCGCUUCUAUUAUCUGCGUACACAGUAUAGUUUGUAUAGAUACCAUGCUUGGAAAUGUGUGGAUUUUUUCACUUCAUCUAACAUCUGUUCAGCUGUAACUCUGUGGAAGGUCACAUUAGGACUAUUGAUUUUGUGAAAUAUGUAUUUUUACUUAUUAUUGAAAAUUGUAUUGUGUUAAUUAUUGACUCCAUAAAAGGAUUGAUGCUAUUGGUUUGCCGUAAUUCUCUGAAAAAUUUCAAAAUAUUAAAUUACUGACUGACCGGUGAAUGCAGAGCUCCUAAAAAUGUCCUUUAAAAAUCUUCUAACAAUUUAAAGAACUUACAUGGCACUGCAGGUUAGCAGGAUAAAGUCAACUAACUCCUCACAAUCACAAGCCAGGAACAUUAACACUCAGUAGAUGCAAGACUGCUGAUUUUACACGAGAGAUGCAGUUGGUACUCCGUCCUGUGGGUGAUGCUGUUAGUACCAACAUUUCACACCACCGAAGCACUGAGCAUUCUUGGCCAAUUUUUUUUUAACAUUAACGGUUACCCCUGGCUUUUUUCGGAAGCCUACUGAAGGUCCCUAUUGGCAUAUCAGUAUUCAAUAAUUACAUUUAGGAUGUUACAGCCUUGAAAAAACAAAACCUCCGCUAUGCGACAGAGGAAGGGGUAGUUUGAGACGCUGUAGCAGAGUGCAUUGACUACAUACAUCUUAAGUGAGGCUGGCUGAAGGAUGGAUCCAAUCGACUGGGAUGCCAUACGAGCAAUCCAGAGAAAUAUGCACCCAAAUCAUCAAAAUGACGUAAAUAACAGCAUUGAGAAUGCCCCAAGAACUAAUAUUGAGUGGGACACUUACUGUGAAUACUCAAGACCCACUGUUGGUGAAGCACACAGCAGCAUGAUAGUGAAUGUGGAACACGAGCGACUGAGUCCUUCCUUUCAUAAGGUUUAUAUUAAAGACUCAGAAGUCCAGGACCCAGACGGAGAACCGCUUCCAUCGGAUGAAGAAGAUCCAGAGCUGUCAAGAAAGAGGAAAGAGCUUCGAGAGAUAGAGGAGCGGAUAAUGUUUAAGAAAGCUGCCAUUGCUCUGAAAGCAGUUGAACCAACACUGCCAAACGUUUCCAGUAAUGCAGCUACAUACAAAGGUGCAACUCUUAAAGACAGGGUGAAUGUCAUUUUGCAGAAAAGAAAUCCUGUCGGAUUUAACUCAAUGUUUUGGUCGCACAGAGAGCGAAUGCACUCAUCCAGGCUGAGCAAAGAUAGUCUCCUGCAGAACAACCAUCCCCUGAAGCUCAGAGUGAAGGCGCUAAUGAAGAGGAGAUGCAGUGAUCCAGCACGCAGAGAGUGCGGUGAAACCCCACCGUCUCCCCCCAGUCGAAGCUUUACCUCACCAGCCAAGGAGGAGACUAUCGUCAACAAAGGUUUCCAGCGCUUCCUCAGCGUGCUCAACAAAGGAGUGGACAUAGACUUCCUCAGCAGGAUUGUCAACGAUGAUGAUGAAGAUCUCCUUUCAGGCGAGCAGCUCCUAACCACUCAGCCCCCUGCAGUAGAGAAAGAGCCACAUCCAUCUUUCAGGAGCGAGGGCCAGCGAUCAAACAGUGAAGCCUCGCUUCCCGGCUUCAGUCAGACCAACAGAGGCCACGACACCUUUUGCAUACCGGGCGAUGAAGAAAGUAGGAAUGAAGGAGGAGAAAGCAAGUUUGGUUCUAGCAUACGAUCAAAGUCACCUGUUUCAGUUGUGAAGAAGAAUGAAGAAGAAGAUAAACCAAAGGUGGAUGUGCAGCGUGAACAGCUUCAGAAUAUUCUUAAAACACUGGGGUUGAACCUGGAAGUGGAAGAGAUGAGCAAACUAGAAGAUCGGACUCAGGAGAGACUGUACGGGAAGAAGAAUGAAGACACAAAUGUAGAAGGAUGUAGAGGAGCGCAGGAGAGUCAGCAGAGUGGCCCCCAGAGACAUUUCAGUAACUCCUCAUCCUCCUCCUCCUCAAGGUCCACCAAGUCUAGAAGCUUAAGUCCCAGCCUCCCAAUGCGUCAGUGCUCCCCCAGUAGAAACCUGGAACGAAAGUCUGAACAGACUUAUUCGAGAGAGAGGAGAGACAGGAUUAUAGACAAUAGCAGAGACAGAUUUAUAGACAGAAGCAGAGAAAGGAUUAUUGACAGAAGCAGAGACAGAUUUAGAGACAGAAGCAGAGACAGGGUUAUAGACAGAAGCAGAGAAAGGAUUAUUGACAGAAGCAGAGACAGAUUUAGAGACAGAAGCAGAGACAGGAUUAUAGACAGAAGCAGAGACAGAAGCAGAGACAGAUUUAGAGACAGAAGCAGAGAAAGGAUUAUUGACAGAAGCAGAGAAAGGAUUAGAGACAAUAGCAAAAACAGAAUUGGAGACAGAAGCAGAGAAAUUGUUAUAGACAGAAGCAGAGAUGGAAGCAGAAACAGUCUUACACAAAACCAAACCAACCCCCAUCCCAAACCGGAUAAUUGUUCUACAUUUCCACAAUGCAGUUUGUCCGAGGACUCACAGUACACUGCCUACGAUAAAGGCACUUACAGCUCUGCCACAAAUACUUACUGGGGACAGACGCAGGUGUCUGUUCCUCCCUCCCUUUACCCCGGUGAGGGUCCUUACCCCCUAAACCCUUAUCAUAACUUUCCUGAUUCUGUGGGGGAACCUCACAUGGUUAACCCCUAUCACAACCCCCUUGACACAAACUUUUCUGUAAAUCCAGACUUGUCUAUGAGUGAAGGCCAAGUUGCAUCUUUUUCCACGAAUCGCUGCCUGCAGGUCAUCGACAGUACGCAGCAGUGUGUAAUGAAAAAGAACACCACAAAGAACACCACAAAGAGUUAUAAGAAGAAGUUGAGUGCAAGGAGAAUCAGGAAGGUUCAAUACUGGGAGAAUUUAAUAGCGAAACGUGAACAAAAACCAAUAUUAUCCGAAGUGCCGAAGGCAGAGGCUGAGGUGGACCCUCCACCUUUUCCACCGAAGUUGCAGGAAAAUAACAUUGAACAUGUGUCCCAACCUGAGCCGAUACACAAGGAGAAACGGCAGCCAACAGAGGAGGAAAUCAAAGCGAACCUGAGGAAAACGCUUGAAGCAUUUAACCAGAAGGUGAAGCAGAGGGUCCCACAGCCGAACUUCCCAUCGCCUCACACUGAUUACGAAGUUGUGUAGAUGCGUCAUGACUGUCUGAUCAUUUGAAGCUGCUGUGAGAGAUCAUCUGGACUUCAGAUCCAACAUACACAUUCAGUCACUGCUACAGGAGGAUGUAGUAUUUUAGUUGUAUUUCCAAACAUGCUGAAAAGUAAACUAUAUAUUCCUUAAAAUAAUAUUUUUGUGCCAUUUAUUACCAGUUUUUGUUAAGAAAUGGUCCUUAUUUCUGUGAAUAUCACUACUUUGGAAAUCAGUUUCUUAGCAGCCUUUUUCCUUGAUGCUGUAUACAUUUGAUUAAAAAUACAUGUUUUUCAGG